UCCAAGUCAGCAGCGCGGCGGCAUGGCGGCCUAGGGAGAGUGUGUUGUUUCUGAGGCCGCUCUCCAUUUCGGAGCUUCGCCCGCGCCUGCGGAUCGAGGGUCCGCUCCUGAAGCCGGUGCUUGGAUCGUGGAGGCGGGCCACGUCUUCCAGCGGCGAUGCCUCACCGGAAGAAGAAGCCCUUCAUUCAGAAGAAGUCGGCGGUGACCUUUCACUUGGUGCACAGAAGCCAGAAGGAUCCACUGGUCGCAGACGAGAACGCCCCACAGAGAGUUCUACUGCCAGCAGAGAGAACAGAUUUACAAAAGCGAAAAGAAGAGGAAAGGAAAUACGGCAUCUUCUUUGAUGAUACUUACAACUAUCUGCAGCAUUUGAAAGAGGCAUCUCCGGUUGCUGAGCUUGUGGUCUCCAGUGUACCCCGGAAGGAGAGCCAAGACACCGUUACCACGGGCGAUGGAGACCUGUGGGAGGAAGUGCAACAGAUUCCUGUUCACUCCAUUAACCUGCCAUCGUCAGUUUUUGCUUCAGAGUUUGAAGAGAAAACUGGAUUGCUGAACAAAGCAGCUCCCAUUCGAGGACCUCGCCCAGACCUCGACCCGGAUAUUGUUGCUGCUCUCGAUGAUGAUUUUGAUUUUGAAGAUCCAGACAACAUUCUGGAAGAUGACUUUGUGGUGAAGGCUCGUGGGAGAGAGAGUGCGGAGAAUGCUGAAGUGGAUUCUGAUGACGAGGAGUGGGAGGAUACAGAGGAUGAAGACUUUGACUCGGCCGGUGCUCUCUCUGAUGACGAUGAUAAUGCUGGUUCAAAGAUUGUUGGCUUUGAAGGCCGGAUGAGGGAAUUCUCCUUCAUGGAGGAGGAAACCAGGAGUCGCUUCACUGCCUACUCCAUGACAUCAUCUGUGAUGAGACGAAAUGAGCAGCUCACCCUAUUGGACGAUCGGUUUGAGAAGUUGUACGAAGAGUACGAUGAUGAUGAGAUUGGAGCUCUGGAUCACCACGAACUUGAGGGAUCGAUUCAGGUGGACAGUGUACGGCUAGAUGAAGUUAUCAGUGAUUACCACACUCAGAAAGCAAAAGACUGUCAGAUGCCCGAUGAGCUGGGACCAAGGGGAGGUGUUCUAUUAAAGGGAGAUGAGGAAGCGGAAAAUGAGGAGAUUGAGGUUCUCGUCAUUGAGGAACCAACCGAGCAAUGGGACUGUGAAUCCAUCCUGAGCACCUAUUCAAAUUUAUACAACCACCCGAAGCUGAUAACUGACCCGCCUAAGCUCAAUCCAGUCAAGGUGUCCAGGAAAACCGGGAUUCCCUUGGAUGUAUUACCGAAAAGGAGUCUGACCACUAAACAAUUGGAGCGGAUGGAAAUGAUUAAUGUCAGUGACCUUCCCAGAGCCUCCACGCAGUCACGCCCACCGAAUGAGAGCAAAGAGGACAAGAAAAUCCGGAAACAGAAAAUUAAAGAAGAAAGAAAGGAGCGAAAACUGGAGAAAAAAGCCAACAGAAAUGCAUUUAAAAUAGAGAAAGUAAGACAGGAACAAGUGAUAAUGAACCUGAGACAGAACUUGCAGGGAAUCAGACUAGAGUUAUAGUACAUAAGGGUCUCCCUCUCCCACUGGAUAUUGGAUAAAGGAGGGAAUUUGUCGGAGGUUCACUCACUGACUGACAGUUCGAAUGAAGAGUUCAGACUAACCCCUCUGCUGCCUCUGACCAUCAGCCAAUCCAAUAGACUUGAUUCCUUACCAAGAUUCCCAAAGCUUUGGCCCUUCUUGCAACGAUUGCAGCAUGGACCUGCAUUUUUCCUCAAGAGAAACUCACCCUUUCAUCAAAGGCCAAAGUUUCUUUGGGAUGUCUGCGGAAUGUUCUCCUUAACUCUGAUCAUCUUCAGAAUGGAAAGGCACUCUCAUUGGUGGAUCUUUUUCCCACAAAAGACCGUUCAUUUAAAAAAAAAAGGCCUGUGCCUCGACUUAUUUAUGGAACGCUCGAGUUUCUCAGCCAGUGUGUCUGUUCCAUUGACUGGACAGCUGGCUCCAGACGACAAGGCCAUGUACUCAAUUCCUGCACCAGCUGAGGUUACCAUGUCAGACUUUCCUCUUCAGCCUCUCCCCUCGCUUGAGGUGCAGUGACCCUCAGGUUAAACCACUACCAGUCUUCACAGUCUGAUGGAAGAGCAGCUCGGUGGUCUGGUAAGACUGUGAUGACCUAAAGACUGUGGCUUUAGUGACUAGUCCAUGCAGCUGCAGACGGUCUGCGUGGGAGCUGGGCUCUUGGUCAGUGACACUCUGGAAAGUGUGAUGCCAUAAUCUGUUGUUCAGAUGAUGCAACGCUGCCGAGGUACUGUUCCUCGAAUGAGAUAUUGGAAUAAUGCAAUGCAAAAUUGAGAUUUUGUGAACUAAUUGCAAAGCUGCUUCCACUGACAGGAGUGACAGUACCAGGAUGGGGGACACAAAAGAUGCAGAAUGGGCAAUGAGAAAUGUAGCGAGAUAUGUGCUACUUGAAAGAGGAAUGAAGUGAAUUCAAUAAUCACUUUCAAAAGGAAAUUGGAGGAAUCCUUCAAUGGGGAAACGUUUGAAGAUUUAUUGGCAAAGAGCAGAUGAAAGAAACUAAUCAGAUAGAUUUUUCAAAGAGCCAGCACAAGUGCAAAUGGGCUGAGUGGCCUUCCCUCCUGUGUAAUUUAUGGGACUUCAACCUAGCAUUCAGCUCUUUCUCCAGACCGUAGUUGUGAUGUUUCCCUGUGUGCUGUGAGAUGUGCAACCUCUGUCUUUGAUGCCUCUCCUGAUGUGUAGCGAGUGCAGCAAGGAACGUAAUGCACAGUUGAAUAUCAUCAUCCACUGAUUGUCACUAAUACAAGUGAGCUCCAGGAAAACAUUCUAAAACUCAAACUACAGGCCUUUUCCACUAUCUUGUCAUUUAGCUAGUACCACUUCCCACGCCAUUUCCCUUACCAGAAAGGCCCUGUGCGGCACCGAGCGUGUGGAUGCAGGAAACAAACAUUGAUGGAGAGAAACCUCCCAUUGCUGUGCUGGGUGUAACGUACGACAAAGUCGUCAGAGUUCACUGGUAUUUCAGGGCAUCGUGGGGAUUUUUUUCUCCACUGCUGUACAGUGUAUUGUGGUAAUUCAGAGAAUGAAGGCCCAAUGUGGUCAGUAAUAACUUUCUGCCAUUGCUCAAAUGGCAUGACACCUCCAGAUAAAUGUCCUGAGUCCUUUCUUUGGACUUGUUUCCACUAGUGACUAUCUUUUGUCAGCUUUGUAAUAGCAAGAGGCAGGCAACUAUUUUAAAAGAAUCAUGAGAUGUGGGAGUUGCUGCUAACACCAGCAUUUCUUACCCCUGCAUAAUUGCCCCAGCAAAGGUGGUAAUAAACUGCUCCUUCAGAUACACAAGAGAAUCUUGCUGGGCCUUUGCAGACAGAUAAAGGCUAGCCAUGUUGCCUUGGAACUAGAAUUACAAGCAGCUCAGAACGAGGUACAUUCCCUUCACUAAAGGAGCAAAUUUACCACCACCUCUAGGAAUGCUGCAGAUUUUCCAGGGAUCAAAGGCUUAUUCUCUCAAUAUUACUGUAAGCUGCCUGUGAUGUUAAAAUAAAGAUUGAUUUAUUAUUUUC
Molecule: messenger RNA, 3590 nt
Organism: Hemiscyllium ocellatum (epaulette shark)
Lineage: Eukaryota; Metazoa; Chordata; Chondrichthyes; Orectolobiformes; Hemiscylliidae
Gene: ltv1
Product: LTV1 ribosome biogenesis factor
Exons: 11
Coding region: 157-1578 (473 amino acids)
Biological process (GO): ribosomal small subunit biogenesis; ribosomal small subunit export from nucleus
Cellular component (GO): preribosome, small subunit precursor; nucleus; cytosol
Source: RefSeq, a predicted model, not a curated record